AUGCUGGUAGCCGGGUCGAAUUGUCCCCAUGGAAGUGAACCAUUUGGAUCUGGAGAGAAAUGUUUGAUUGCUGUGAGAGAUGCUAAAUCGUAUUUUGAUGUGAUUCGAUAUUGUGCUCAAUUCGGUGGAAUUCCAGUCAAAAUUGAGAAUCUUUACGAGAAUGCCUUUUUGUUGGCAAUGAUUGGAGAGGAAUUGAGCGAGAGCACUUCUUACAUUGGAAUCGAAAGAAGAGCCAACAAUACGUGGACAUAUUCCGACGAUACACCGCUUACAUAUCAUAAUUGGGCAAAGAAUGAACCAAAGUCGACAGGGCCGUGUACUAUCAUGAAUCCAUCAACUGGAAAAUGGCAUUCAGAUGAAUGCGAGAUGGAGAGACCGUUUUUUUGCUCAAUUCAGGGAUCGGCCUCAACGACAAGCAAGACUCCGAGCAUCACGACUCCGAUCACUACGACUCCUUCAGCUGUUUGUCCGGAUGGUUGGGUGUACAAUCCGAAUACAACCUUUUACUACUAUUUACAGAAUUUUACUUUCGUGAAUAACGUUUCUCUUGAAACUCGCAACUGGACGGAAGCUGAGUCGCUUUGUCAACAAAUGGGGGCACAUUUGGUCUCCAUUCACUCAAAAGAUGAGGAUCAAUUUGUCUAUGAGUUGAUCUCCUCGAAUGUGCUCGAUGCCGGAUAUUUCUGUGACGUCGCACCAUGGGUGUGGAUUGGAAUGAUGUACCGUGUGGCUCGAACUUUUGGACUUGGUCUCCCCCCUAUGGACAAUAUCCACGUUUCGUCUGCAAAACGCCAUCAUGUGCCUCACUGUCUACGAAUAAUCCAAUCACUACUAUCAAGAGCACUUCUCAACCAGAUCCCCGUUGCUCGAAUGAAUUUCACCUUAGAAGGUAGCCGUUGGAAACUCUAUAACUGGCUGGCUGCCAACACGAGUUGUCAACGAAUGGGAGCAAAUUUGGUCUCGAUUCACUCGAAACCGGAGGAUGAUUUUGUUUUUGAACUGAUCUCGUCAAAUGUGAGCGAUCUGAUCUAUGCGGCUCCCGAUCAAAUUCCUUGUUACUAUCAACGUGUCUGGAUUGGCUAUAAUGGGAAUGGAACGCUCGGAACAGGCUAUUGGACGGAUGGAUCAAAAGACGAUUAUAUUGGAGCCCAUCCCUCCUUUGGGGGAGAUCAAUAUCCAUGGCUGAUGAGCAACGAUGAAUCUUGUAAUGAGAAAUUUUGGGAUUUUACCAAUCCAUCAUACACAUUUGCCCGUUUUCUCUGUAAAACUCGAGGCCUUUCAAAUGAAAAUCAAAGAGUUUAUCGUUUCUGUAAAUUGCUGAUAAAAUGUGAUUACGUGCUUGAGGUACUUGACGUGCUUGAGGUACUUGACGUGCUUGAGGUACUUGACGUGCUUGACGUGCUUGACGUGCUUGACGUGCUUGACGUGCUUGACGUGCUUGAGGUACUUGACGUGCUUGACGUGCUUGACGUGCUUGACGUGCUUGACGUGCUUGACGUGCUUGACGUGCUUGACGUGCUUGAGGUACUUGACGUGCUUGACGUGCUUGAGGUACUUGACGUGCUUGAGGUACUUGACGUGCUUGAGGUACUUGACGUGCUUGACGUGCUUGACGUGCUUGACGUGCUUGACGUGCUUGACGUGCUUGAGGUACUUGACGUGCUUGACGUGCUUGACGUGCUUGACGUGCUUGACGUGCUUGACGUGCUUGACGUGCUUGACGUGCUUGACGUGCUUGACGUGCUUGACGUGCUUGACGUGCUUGACGUGCUUGACGUGCUUGACGUGCUUGACGUGCUUGACGUGCUUGACGUGCUUGACGUGCUUGACGUGCUUGACGUGCUUGACGUGCUUGACGUGCUUGACGUGCUUGACGUGCUUGACGUGCUUGACGUGCUUGACGUGCUUGACGUGCUUGACGUGCUUGACGUGCUUGACGAAUUGCUUAAAGGCGAAGGUACUCCAAAUCAGCCACGAUCCUAUCAAAUGGUGCAUGAGUGUGGUGGAAUGUUUGUGUCGUCAGAAACUCCUCCAUCAAUCACAACCGAUGCCCAACCACAAACCUCACACGUUUUUCCUAUUGCUUGUCAUCGGUUCGUUUUUUUCGUCUCCUUCAUCGACUUCAAU
Molecule: messenger RNA, 2127 nt
Organism: Mesorhabditis belari
Lineage: Eukaryota; Metazoa; Nematoda; Chromadorea; Rhabditida; Rhabditidae
Source: the annotation of a GenBank genome assembly